UUUGCGAAUGAAUGAAGGCAAUUUUUGUUUAAAAUCCACCAAAUAAUUUUCUAAAAUCCACGAAAUUAUUUCAAAAUGUAUCUGCUAUAUUAAGGUCAUGUGUACCUACAGACCCCGUCUCUACCCUCUGCUGGUCAGCGUGUUUCUGUUGUCCUGGGGAAUGACAUCUAUACUUUACCAUCUGUAUUACCGAACCCCUGAAUUACAGGAUUAUAUUCUCUCAAUACUAACAUUCUCAUGUGGACUUUUCAUCCUGGCUGCCGUCACUAUCAAAUGGCCUCUUUUACUUCUACCUGGAGUACUAUUAUUGUUUUGUUUGGUUGUUUUAACUACUGUUCUGCUUGUUGUCUUUUCUCUACCUACUCCUUAUAUACCGCACCAGACAUGUUGUUAUAGAUGCAACCAGAUAUAUUCCUGUGUUACAGUAUCAUUAUUGGAUUAUAAGGUUUUAACAGAUAAAACUAAUAGAAACAUAAUGUACAUACUGUGUACUGCAACUCUGCUGGGAGAACUGAUUGCUUUACUUGUCAUGUACCAAGAAUACAGGAUGAAUCUACUGAAUACUGAAGGCUGGGAGGAUAAUGAGAAGCAAAGAGAAAGAAGAAGUUCAAGAUCAAACUCUCUCUCAACCUCUACAUCCACAUUAUCCUCAUCUGGGUCAAUUUACACACCUCGAGUUCUUUGAAAUAUUAUUAAUUCGUUAAAGAUUUAAAUAAAUUCUUGUUAAAAACAGUA
Messenger RNA from Eurytemora carolleeae, 735 nucleotides. RefSeq lists its product as uncharacterized. The record is from RefSeq and is a predicted model, not a curated record. The transcript is spliced from 7 exons. NCBI's taxonomy places the organism in Eukaryota, Metazoa, Arthropoda, Copepoda, Calanoida, Temoridae. Bases 98 to 685 code for a protein of 195 amino acids.